AUGGAAUAUUUACUGGCGCUCGAUAUUCAACGAUCAGUGGCGCUACAAAUGAUACAGAGUAAAGGGAAGGAGGACGAGCUUCCGACGAAGCAGCGUGAUGUUAACGAGCUAAUAAAUGAACCUGUGACGUCCACAGAAUUUGAACUCUACCUCAACCUACUCGCCCGUUUUGUUGUUCAGUACUAUGACGAUCCGACAAUAUACGAUGUCACACCAGAUGUGAAGCAUGGAUUCUUGUAUAAUAAACUGCCGAAGAACUGCCCACAGAACCCGGACGCAUUCAACGCAAUCUUCGACGAUUUCAAAAAUCAAGUAGUGCCUGGGGGAGCGUUUGAAAAAUUCACUUCUCUGCAGUUCACUCACUGGCAACAUCCGUUUUUCUUCGCAUACUAUCCGAUCGGGCGCUGCUAUCCUGAUGUUCUGGCCGAUUUCAUAACAUCAGCAAUUUCUGUGAUUGGAUUUUCGUGGGAUUCCUGUCCUGCACUAAGUGAAGUGGAACACGCAAUCGUCAAUUGGGUUGGAAGGGCUUUCGGGAUUCCAGAGACUUUUCUAUUUCAGGACUGUCCAGAAUCCAGUCAAGGAGGAGGUACAUUGACAGAAUCCGGAUCGGAUGCCAUUUUCUGUGCACUUCUGGCGGCGAGGCAGUGGAAAAUAAACCAAGUGGCUGAGCAGCAACAGCGGACGGGAGUGGAGAAGUAUGCCACGAUCCAUGACAUCGCGAAAAGACUCGUCGUGUACUGCAGCAAGGAUGGACGAAGUGUAGUAGUUAACCGAUGUGAGCGCACGUCGAGCGUUGCGCAGUUUUUCAAGUUUUCCUUCAUGGCGCACUUUUCCACUGAAAAAGGAUGCAAGCUGGCCAUGUUGAGAUGCCGUGCAAUUCAACCACUGGAGGAGAACCAGUGGGGUCUCACCGGCGAGCAGAUUCAAAUGCAAAUCGAAAAAGUCGACAUAGAGAAAGGUCUGAUUCCCUGCUUCAUCAGCUGCACAUUAGGAACCACGGCGACCGCCUCUUGCGAUAAGCUCACUUCUAUCAUUCCAGUAGCUAAGAAAUACGACACCUGGCUUCACGUCGACGCCGACUAUGCUGGCGGGACCUUCGUUGUGCAGAAGAAUCGCGAAGUGGCACUGUCUAUUCUGAUGUCCUCGAAUUUACUGAUGGCUGCGUCAAUGACAGUAACUAUCGUGACGAUUGAUAGAGAACAGAACGAUGAUGAAUUAGUAACGGUUCGCGCUUUCACACAUGAGUUCAGUGUUCGAUUCAUAAAACUGUCCCCUGAAGAUGGGGCUUGUGCAACGUAUGAGGAACUCGCACAACAACAUGCACCCCUUGCUGGGCAAACGAUGAUCAUAAUCCUUCUGGAUCGACUUCAGGAAAAGGAAAAAUCGGGAGUUCCCAUACCAGGAUAUCUUGUAUUGAUAAUCUCUCUGAUAGCCGUCCUUGCUUUGACCCUCAUGAUCAGAGCGUGCUCGACUUACCAUGCGGAAAAACCGACUAAAGGCGUAUUUGAGAAGUCGCCCACCAGUCGAAAGUCAAAACAGAGUGAGCCGACGCGAAGCGAUGGUUCAAAAAGCACAUCAAUUGCUGAAAUAACUUUGGCAAAGAGUUCGGUAAAGGAAGCAGGUCCAAGCGAUAACAAGGAUAAACUACGUCCAGAGCUAUCGAAAGACACCAGCAAUGCCGUAUCGAAGGAGGAAUGGGACGACUUUGCAAUUGUUACUGCAAAUCGACGUGGUUCAGAAGAGGUAAACAUUGCUCAUUACUUUUUACGAUUCAAAUUCAGAAGUUUGCCGAUGAGUAUACGAGCGCUGGUCUGCAUGACGAUCAUGGAGAUGACACACCGGCAACAUCCACGUUUCUAUGGGUACUUUCUCGCUGGCCGCCCUUAUCCGGACAUUUUAGCAGAAGUGAUCACCUCUGCGAUUGCCUUCUACAUUUUCUCCUGGAAAAGCUGUCCAAGUUUGCACGAACUGGAGUACACCGUAGUGAAUUGGGUUGGGAGAGCUUUCGGUUUGCCGGAGGAGUUUUUGUUCCAGGAAGAUCCCCAAAAUAGCGCUGGAGGAGGGAGCAUCUACGGAAGUGCAUCAAAUGCGAUUUUUUGCUCUGUGAUGGUGUCGCGAUACUGGAAGAUUAAACAGGUGAGAGAAAAGGAGAAGGCAGAAAAGACACCAAAAUACGAAACCGUUCACGAUAUCGCAAAGAACUUGGUCGUUUACUGCAGCAAAGACGCGCAUUCCGCAAUCGAAAAAGCAUGCAAGGUAACGAUGGUGCGAUGCCGAUCCAUUGAUCCAUUGCAGGAGAAUAAGUGGGGCAUUACUGGACCUCAGCUUGAAAAGCACAUCGUCAAGGACCUCGAGUCUGGCCUCAUACCGACUCAUUUCCACUGCACUCUCGGUACAGCAGCAACCGCCGCCGACGAUGACCUUGCUUCAAUUUUUCCAGUCGCAGAAAAGUACGGUUUAUGGAUUCAUUGUGAUGCUUCGUACUCAGGCAACGCGUGGAUUGAUGAGAAGUAUAGAGGGAAUGCGUGA
Molecule: messenger RNA, 2529 nt
Organism: Angiostrongylus costaricensis
Lineage: Eukaryota; Metazoa; Nematoda; Chromadorea; Rhabditida; Metastrongylidae
Source: the annotation of a GenBank genome assembly